This is a messenger RNA of Austrofundulus limnaeus, 2123 nucleotides long. It is a transcript of the gene sdr42e2, whose product is annotated as short chain dehydrogenase/reductase family 42E, member 2. The record is from RefSeq and is a predicted model, not a curated record. Lineage: Eukaryota; Metazoa; Chordata; Actinopteri; Cyprinodontiformes; Rivulidae. Gene Ontology annotation, molecular function: oxidoreductase activity, acting on the CH-OH group of donors, NAD or NADP as acceptor. Gene Ontology annotation, biological process: steroid biosynthetic process.
CACUUUCUUUUUAUUGUUUUUAUUCAUACUUUUAAAAUGAAGUUUUGUUUUAGUUAAACAGUCUUUAAAGGUUCUGCUGUCAGAUUUUAGUGCACCUGUUGUUGUUGGAAAAGUGUCUGCGCGCUGCGUCCAAACAUUACGGUGUUGAACCUUUUGACAGGCAGGCCAGAGGGCGGAGCUUAGGGAGGGACCAGAGGGACGGAAUGGGUUUGGUUUCAUCAUAAAGCAGCCGGCGCAGGUAUGGACGUGACAAGAGGAGGACAGCAAGAAUAGGGAUAAUCAUGGAGGUGUGUUCAAACAUGAGCGAGGCCUCCGUGUGCCAGCUGAAGCAGCUCCCCUGCCACAGUGCGCCCCUUCUCCGCCUGCAGGGAUGUGGACACCACACCAACAACUUCCCCUCGGUCGCCUGCAAGUCCUGGACCAACGGCUCACAAUCGACCGGGGCCUCCUCCUCCUCCUCCUCCUCCUCCACCGUGCGCCACAGAGGCAGUGGAGUCUGUGCAGGAGCCUGCAGCAACCCGGAGUGCGCGGCCUCCCAGCUGGCGGAGGAGGAGGUGGCGGCGGCUCGGGSCUCCUCCAAGGGGAAGGUGGUGGUGACAGGAGGAGCGGGCUACUUCGGCUUCAGCCUGGGGAAGGAGCUGGCCGGUGAGGGGAUGUCGGUGAUCCUCAUGGACUUGAACAAACCUCCCUGUGAGAUUCCUGAUGGAGCCGUCUUCUAUCAGAGCGACAUUCGGGAUUAUUCCUCCCUCUAUAAAGUGUGUGAAGGGGUGGACUGCAUUUUCCACACAGCUUCCUCCGGCAUGUGUGGACCAGAGCAGCUGAGGAAGGAGCUGAURGAGUCGGUGAACAUCGGAGGGACCAGUAACYUCAUAAAUGUAUGUAAGGAGAGAGGCAUCCCCAGGCUGGUCUACACCAGCACCAUCAACGUGGUGUUUGCAGGGGAACCCAUCAUGAACGGCGACGAGGCUUCAAUACCAUACGUGCCCAGUGAUUUGAACCUUGACUACUACUCCAAAACUAAAACGGCUGCAGAGAAGAUGGUCCUGUCGGCCAACGGAUCCUCGCUGAAAGAUGGAGGCGUUCUCAGGACUUGCGCCCUGCGGCCCUGCGGCAUCUACGGUCCCAGGGAGCGGAAACAUUUCGACAGAUUGAUGUUAGAGAAGCUCGGCCGUAGCCAACCGACCAUAACUGUGCCGAUUUCACUCAUCUAUUCAGCAGCCCUCCUGGUGGAAUAUUUACACUUAAUUCUGAGACCAGUUAUAAAAGUGCCUCUGCCUUUUACCAGAUGUGAGGUCAGGCACAUCUCUGUGGGCCACACCUUCAAAAUAGACAAAGCCCGUCGUGAGCUGGGUUACUGCCCAAAGAAGUACAGCCUGGCAGAUGCUUUCGACCACUACCUCAAGACCCAGAUGCCUCGCUCCAGCUCAUCCUCCACCAGCGUGGCCUUGACCUCCCCGCUGCUCCGAUUCUUUGUCUUUCUGCUGCUGAUGGGACUCAGUCUGCUGCUCCUCGUGUUGUCUGGCAUACUCUAGCUAAACGUCUUUGACAGUAUUGAACAGAAGAGAAUUCCUCUCAGGCUUUGUCAGUUGAAGCAGACUCCUGAUUAGACAAAAAAUAUAUUUUGUUAGUUGCAGCAAAUACAAAAAAAGAACAAAAGAAAUCACCAGUUUUAAUCACCAUGAAUCAGUUUUAGUUAUUAUUUUAGAUUAACUUAUAUUUCUCAUUUUCACCGGUUUUAGUCCCCAGAGAUCAGUUUUAAUUAAUUUCAGGUUAAUUUAUAUAUUCCUCAUUUUUCACAUGGAAAACAAAAUCAUUGACGUAUGCUAAUGUAUGGUUGUUUUUCUACCUUUUGAAAUCAUGUGAGCCGAAUUUAAAAAUGAUAUUAAGAUUUGAAAAGUAUUAAAUUGUGAGGAUUUGAACAAUUUCUCCACAGCUUCCUGUUAUUAUUGGGCUAUUUGUUUAAAAACACGUAACUUUGUAUUAUUAAUAGUCAAACUAUAAUUUAUUGUAUUUAAGGCAUGCUUCCAAUUUGUACGACAAUGUUCUGUGGUGAGUUGUUGAUGAGAAUUACUAUUGAAGUAGUAAUUUUGUACAAUUUUAGAAAUAAAAAAKUUAAGAAGGAA